UUCAUUUUUCUGCGGCUCUAACGCGCUGCUGCUUGACGUCAUCGGAAUGCAUUCUAUUUGCACGUCACAGUAUACUGGAGCUUUUUCUCACUGAACUCCUGACUUGUUGCCUUCAGUCUACAGCUUCAGUGUGCAAUUUUGAAUCAGUGUACGAUUCCCCAUCAGGAUUUUAUUUUGAUUAGCUGCAUUUUCAUUCAGUGUAUGCUUUUUGUUCAUUGUGCAAUUUAAUAUCCAUUUGGGUCUGUUUUUUAAGGACAGUUGAAUUGCACAUUACAGCUGUGUAUGGUUUCAGAAUACAUUUUGACCAGUAGGAUUUUCGAUCAACGUACUACUUUACAUCAGAAUGUAUUCCAUCACACGAUUUCGCCCGAUCAGGUCACUGGAAGCGGAACGUCUCGAUUUUGAAAAACCUAAUCGUGGUUUAGUCUUCCCUAGACUGAAUCUGAGUCCACAUCCGCCUGAACGACGCUACAUUACGACGAGGGCUCUCGCACGCCAGAACAUAGUUAUCGUGAUGGAAAAGCCAGUCAGCCAGUCUGUGAAGCUUCCUGCUAUCUCCGGCUCUUCCCAGCCCAGAGCUGAGAUUGCCCAGCAAUCUCAAACAGGUUUGCAAACCAAUACAGGCCUGCGUCCAGAGCCACCACGAUACGGCAUCAAGGCUGAUCAACGCAGGGCUGCGCUUGAACAAAAAAGGCGCAAGGAACGUAAUUUGGAGUUAUUUAGUGAUGAUAUUCCUCCGAAGGAAAGGCCUCAUCGUUCAUCUUUAAUUGCCCUAAAACCCCCAGUUUUUAAAGACUUCCAACCUGUGCCACCCCCCAAAAAGGGGCAGACUUUGGAUGCGACUGACCGUGACACUCGAAAUGCUCGUUGGGAAGAAAUGAAGAAGGAAUUAAAGAACUUUCCAGUGAAAAACAGCAGGAAAGUGAGGCGGCACCCAAAGAAGGACCCGGAGGAGGACCCGAGGUUUGCAAUGAGGACCAAAGAGGAACUAGAGGAAAUCGCAGAACGCGAGUUCGCCAAACUACGUCAAAUGUGGUUUGAGGAGGAAAUGCUUAAAAAGACACCCUGUAAGGUGGAGGAAAAGAGAGUCGAGAGUCCAAUCAAGGAAAAACCUGCAAGGGAUCUUCGAAGGGAACAGGAAGAGCUUAGAGAGAAACAGGAAUUAGCCAAAAGAAUUGCCACACGUCGUCGGUUGGAUGAGGAUUUACAAAGACUCAUUGAUGAUGAUUCCUUACCUCCCGUGUACUAUGGCAAUGGCAAAAAUGUCCUCAGUUUUGAACUAGACUAAGACCACAACCACCGCCUCAAAGACACCCAGAAGACAUUGCGACGAUGAGGAAAAGAAGACUAUCAUAAGAUUGAAUGUUUUUUCAACCAUCAGUUAAAAACGUAUUCAAACAUUAGAGUAAGGAAACAAGUAUUUUAGCGGAAGCGCACUGCAAACCAAUCAUGGUGCUUCACGCCUCGCCCCGUUCAUUUUGGCGGCACUUUGACAGCGAAUAACUUUACAUCUGAGGCGCCCAAAGACUUCAUAUAUAUAUAAAAGACUUUAUCUAUAGCCCAAAGUCCAUUAUUUUAAUCUCCUCCAUCGAACUCUCCACUUUGCUGAUUCUCCAGC
Pimephales promelas (fathead minnow) is the source of this 1618-nucleotide messenger RNA. RefSeq lists its product as uncharacterized. NCBI's taxonomy places the organism in Eukaryota, Metazoa, Chordata, Actinopteri, Cypriniformes, Leuciscidae. The record is from RefSeq and is a predicted model, not a curated record.